UUCUUCUCUCCCCAUCCCCUUCUUCAUACCCCCUUCUCAGCGCACCCCACUCCGUAUCUUUUCUUCCCAUUCUCUAUGCAUGCCACCAAUGGACUCACGAUACUGCGUCAACCAUAACUCACCACUAAUUCUUUACCUUCACCUCUUUGACCCAACCCAUAUUCCUCACGCCCACUACCGUUACAAGACACUCUUCCGUGACGACGCCGUUUCUGAGCCGUUAACCGAAACGCUUUUUCCGUGGGACAUCCGGCCUUCUCCUCCGAAGGUAUAUUCCCGCGGCGAGUUCUCUCUCGACCAGGCAGUUGAUGCCUUCGACAACAACGGUUGGUGGUCCGGCGAGAUCACUGGCAGGCUUGGACCUCACCAUUACUAUGUUUAUUUCCGUACAACCAACGAAGAGAUCGCUUAUCCUUCUAAUAAGAUUAAGGUUCAUCAUGAGUGGGUUAACGGCGACUGGAUUCUCUCCCAAAGAGAGCAACCACAGCCACAGCCACUGCAGAAUUAGCAACAACAGCUAGGUCAACAAUUCAAUUGACUGCGUUGAUCCACCGGUUAAUAAUUCUUGGUAAAUCAGAUCUACUGAAGAAAAAAUACUGAGAAAGAAAAGGAAAGAAAAGGAAGUAGAAGUUAUAUAAGUAUCGUUAGUAUUUGUUAAUUUUUUAGGGUGUUCUUUCAAAGAUUUUCGUUUAUAGGUGAAGGACUGAAUUGUUUUUUCGAUUUGAAAUCAUGGACGGAGAGUUUUUUUUUUCAGUUUUACAUGGAAAAGAAAAAAGGGAUUGAAUUUCUAGGGUUCGGAAUUUUGUUGAAGAGGCCUCAUGUUCUCUUCAUGCGUCAAAUUUGGUUCACUUUUAUUAAUUGGGAUCAAUAUCUAGUGUUAUAUCGAGA
This is a messenger RNA of Arachis stenosperma, 888 nucleotides long. RefSeq names its product protein AGENET DOMAIN (AGD)-CONTAINING P1-like. The transcript has a single exon. Lineage: Eukaryota; Viridiplantae; Streptophyta; Magnoliopsida; Fabales; Fabaceae. The record is from RefSeq and is a predicted model, not a curated record. Bases 80 to 508 code for a protein of 142 amino acids.